CAGACAGAGCGUGUGCGGUCACAUCACAUGUUCUAACUGUAAUCUCUCUCUUAUCAAUUCCUCCUCCUUCACUCUCUCCCUCUCUGAAACCCGAAACAGCGGAUCGGGCCGUAUCCGGAGCGUAUAUCGGGGGGUAUCUGAAAGGUAGAAUUGUACGGUGGAGGUGGUACUACCAUAGGAGAAGGAGCAUCGAAGAAUGAUACUCAGCUGCUGCGUUGGGUCAUCAUCAUCAUAUCAGUUACAGAACGAAAAUGGGAAACUGCGGUACCAGAGAGGAGUCUGCCGUCGUUGCUAACGCUCAAGUUCAGCAACUGCAAAACCCCCCCUCUGAGAAGAAACACAACCGUUCUUUCUCGGAUUUAAGUGAUCCUUCAACACCUCGAAACAUUGAAGAUUCAAGAAAAAAUGCAGUGUUAUACACUAAUGUAAUUGCCUUUACCUUGUUCGAACUCGAGACCAUCACCAAGAGCUUCCGUUCAGAUUAUGUCCUCGGCGAAGGUGGAUUUGGAACUGUGUAUAAGGGAUACAUAGAUGAGAAUGUGAGGGUUGGUCUUAAAUCUCUCCCUGUUGCUGUCAAGGUCCUCAACAAGGAAGGCCUUCAGGGACAUAGAGAAUGGCUUACGGAGGUUAAUUUUCUAGGGCAGCUGAGGCAUCCUAAUCUGGUGAAGUUGAUAGGGUAUUGCUGUGAGGAUGAUCAUCGAUUACUUGUCUAUGAGUUCAUGUUCCGUGGCAGCCUUGAGAACCACUUGUUCCGAAAAACAGCUGUUCCAUUAUCUUGGGCGACGAGAAUGAUGAUCGCACUUGGAGCUGCCAAAGGGCUUGCUUUCCUUCACAAUGCCGAAAGGCCCGUUAUCUACCGGGACUUCAAGACCUCAAAUAUAUUGUUGGACUCUGAUUAUACAGCCAAACUUUCUGAUUUUGGGCUUGCAAAAGCUGGACCGCAGGGAGAUGAGAGUCAUGUGUCAACACGUGUAAUGGGAACCUAUGGAUAUGCUGCACCCGAGUAUGUAAUGACAGGUCACUUGACUGCCAGGAGUGAUGUCUACAGCUUUGGUGUUGUCCUUCUCGAGUUGUUGACAGGCAGACGGUCUGUGGACAAGACCCGGCCAAGCAAGGAACAGAGCUUGGUUGACUGGGCACGUCCCAAGCUCAAUGACAAGCGAAAGAUGCUGCAGAUCAUUGACCCCAGAUUAGAAGAUCAGUAUUCUGUGAGGGCCGCACAGAAAGCCUGCAGCUUGGCCUACUAUUGCCUUAGCCAAAACCCCAAGGCAAGGCCCCUCAUGAGUGAUGUUGUUGAGACACUGGAGCCCCUACAAAGCAGUGGUGCAGGCGAAGCCCCAACCCUGAGACCUGUGGCAGUAGGACUCCCCAAUUACCGCACACACCAGAGGUUCACAGGCAAUGGCACAGGUUGCCGGUCACCCAGCCCCAAUUGCUCGGGUAGCCCUGCCGCCUGCAGAGUGAGAUGACAAGAUUGGUCCAAAUGUGUUUGUGCAUAGGCACACAUGUAUUCCAGUUGCACCUGCUUGUUAGGUUUUUCUUUAUGGAUCUUUUGUUAUGGAUGUAAGAGGGAAGAGGUCCAGACUUGUUUGAAUAUGUACACAAGUGCCUGCUAAUUGGGUUGUCUCUUCAAAAACUGUUAAUCAUAAGGUUCUUUUUACAA
This is a messenger RNA of Magnolia sinica, 1663 nucleotides long. RefSeq names its product probable serine/threonine-protein kinase PBL8. Gene Ontology annotation, biological process: protein phosphorylation. Gene Ontology annotation, molecular function: ATP binding; protein kinase activity. Lineage: Eukaryota; Viridiplantae; Streptophyta; Magnoliopsida; Magnoliales; Magnoliaceae. Bases 252 to 1469 code for a protein of 405 amino acids. The transcript has 6 exons. The record is from RefSeq and is a predicted model, not a curated record.